Molecule: messenger RNA, 630 nt
Organism: Impatiens glandulifera
Lineage: Eukaryota; Viridiplantae; Streptophyta; Magnoliopsida; Ericales; Balsaminaceae
Exons: 1
Coding region: 1-630 (209 amino acids)
Source: RefSeq, a predicted model, not a curated record
AUGGAGUGGAACAUUUUCCUCAACAAGAGAGUGAAGAGUCUUGGCUUCGUGAAAUAUUCUGAAGAGAAGGUUGUGUACACGAGAAACCAUGGAGAAGAAGUAUUUAUUGUUGGAGUAUACGUCGACGACUUGAUCGUGACAAGAUCAAGAAUCAAGGGUGUUGAGGAGUUCAAAAUACAAAUGAUGAAGGAGUUCGAGAUGAAUGAUUUCGGGUUACUCUUGUACUAUCUUGGCAUCGAGGUGAAGCAGACAACUUAUGCGAAGAAGGUAUUGAAACAGUUUGCAAUUGAGGAUUGCAACUCGAGAAAGUAUCCAAUGGAAGUAAAAUUACAGCUCAGAAAUGAUGUGGAAGGAAGCUUAGUGGAUCCGAAGGAGUAUAUGUGUAUCAUCGGGUGUGUCAAGUACUUGACGUACACUCGACCCGGUAUCUUUUAUGCAUUUGGCAUAGUGAUUCAAUACAUGGAGCAACCUACCACUCAACAACAACAGAUAGUAAAACACAUUCUUUGUUACAUGAAGAGAACGAAGAGUUAUGGGAUUCUAUUAAAAAGAGGACGAGAAUUUGAAGAACUCGUUGGUUUUACUUACAGCGACCUAGCCGGUGACACAAAUGAUAGAAAAAGCACUUGA